This is a messenger RNA of Trichomycterus rosablanca, 2616 nucleotides long. It is a transcript of the gene engl, whose product is annotated as endoglin, like. Gene Ontology annotation, cellular component: cell surface. Gene Ontology annotation, biological process: epithelial to mesenchymal transition; transforming growth factor beta receptor signaling pathway; cell migration. The record is from RefSeq and is a predicted model, not a curated record. NCBI's taxonomy places the organism in Eukaryota, Metazoa, Chordata, Actinopteri, Siluriformes, Trichomycteridae. Gene Ontology annotation, molecular function: transforming growth factor beta receptor activity; type II transforming growth factor beta receptor binding; transforming growth factor beta binding. The coding region runs from base 1 to 2616 and encodes 871 amino acids. The transcript has 17 exons.
AUGGCCGUCUGCGACAGCUCAGUUCUCAGAACUGAAAACCCUCAGAACUGGCAAGGACUGGCAAUACAUGAGCAGCACCCCAACAACACCUACUGUGAUUCGGCACUGCGGUGUUCAGUCUCUCCUGUGGGGGCGCUGCAUCCAGUUCAUGCUCAGCUCGAACAGUUCAAGGCAGGGCCGGGCUGUGCUGCUAGAGAAGAAGGAGCUAAAGAGACCCAUGUGAUCGCUGUGGGGGGAUCCAGUCACCACCCGAACAAACAGGUGACGGUAGUCCUAAAGCCGCUGUCUUUCUCUCAUCCUGUCAGUCGCCCAGUCAUCCUAGUGUUGAGUUCUCAGCAUGCCGUGCACUGGGUUCUGGAGAGUGAGGGACUGCCGUGGAAUCUGCACAUGCUGGUUCAGGUGUCGUCUAACUCCACGUUGAAGAACGGGAGUGUAUCGGUUCGUGUUCACUACAUCCCUUUGUUGCCAUGGCGUCCACGAGCUCUGCUACAAUGGACUUUGCAGCGUCACUCGUCCAUCUCGUCCUUAAUACACUCUGUCCGUGCCAACCGUGCCUACCUCCGCCUUGGAGAGGAUCCCAGCAUGCCGAGCGUGUGCCAGCUCCAGUCUCUUUUCCUUUCUCAUAACUACCUGAUGUCAGAGGUGCAGGAACAGGAGGUGAACGGCUGCGCUCCCUCAGCGAGGCACUCUGAUCCAGAGGUGCACAUCAUCAAACUUUGGUCUGCAGGAUCCGGACUGUGCGGCUCAUUUCAGGUGGAGGUAUCUAUCUCUCUGCAGCCCCGUGUUGCUGAUGCUGGGUGGUAUAAUGUGGUGUUGGUGUUAAGCAGUGCUUCUCCAGUAAACUGGGCUCUGGUCACUCCUGGCCUCCGCGGCCACAUCACCGUCCAUUCGUCCCACAGCGUGACCCCUCUCUAUCCUCCCAAACCAGACCUUACAAUGACCAGCACCACCGUUCCUCACCUGUUCGUGACUUCUGAUCUGCUCGACUGGGCCAACCAGACCGGGUAUCCCUUGGUGGCCUCGUACACAGAGGCUCAUCUGGCCAAUCGGUUUGUGAUUAAGCUAAAAGGGGGCGGAGCAGUCCAGGCAGUGAUGGAGGCGAAGGCUGAGGAGACGAGGCUGAGACACUGGCUGAGUGGAGGGGUCAGGGAUGGUGUGGUGGUCAGCCAAGACGCCAUCAGCACCCAGUGUACGGAAGGACGCCUGACUGUCUCAGUGGAUAAAAGCAUCUUACAGGCUCUUUCACUGUCUGUGUCGGCGGUAACUCUGAGGGACACUUCAUGCCGGGCGUGGUCAAACGGGAGCCAUUUCCUGUUGGCGUUCCCGGUCGUUUCCUGUGGGACUGAAGGAGAGAUGGAUCAGCAUAGCAGACAUGUGCAGUAUAAAAACAUGAUAUUACUGUGGAGGAAUAAAACUCAGACGGACCCACUAGACGAGACAGAAGGAAGAAAAGCCAAUGAGUCAACGCCGCUGGUUAUACAUUUCAGCUGUCUGGCUCCUCUGUCCGUCCUUGCCACUGCGGUGGAUUCGAGUCCAGCCUCCACCCCCGAGGAGGCACCAUGGAGUGGUCCGGUCUCCGACUCGCAGAGGCUCCCGACACCACGCACCACUUCUCUGCUUUUCAUGAAGCUGUUUGCGACUGAUGAAUUUGAGAAGAGAGCGGUGGGUCCCUGCGUGGUGACCGCCCAGGGACGAGUGUACGCCGAGAUUUCGGUGAGUAAGGAGGUCAAAAGGAGCGUGGAGGUUUCCUCCUGUGUGUUCUCGCCUCUUUCGGACCCCCGCGCCCACAUGGGCUGGUCUGUCAUUCAGGAAUCCUGUCCUGCAGACCCUUCCUUUAUCCUGCACAGUCAGACAGAACCCGAGGGCGAGGACAGAGAUACGGUGACCGCGAAAGAUGAGAGGAGAGCCGACGCAACAGAGGAGGAAGACGAAGAUGAGGACAGUGGACGUGACCAAAGCAAAUCAAGGAACAACCCUCACCCAGCUUAUCGGACAUCAUAUUCUCCGAAGGAGAGACAGCGAGGGGCGAUAGGACAGCAGGACGGAGAGACGGCGGGGGCUGGACGGCUACGGUUCAGCUUCGUACUGCGACCGGUGUUUAAUAACUCCAUCCAGUUCCUGCACUGCACACUUCAGCUGUGUGGAGAUGUGAGCCGGACACACAGAGUCUGUACACACUCGACUCCUGUUCCCCCCCUCAUACACAUGAGUUCCAGCACACAAGAGUGUGAAUACAGAAACUUGACCAGACCGGUGUUGGUCACCUAUUCUCCUGAUGCACUUGUUGGUCUUCUGUCACCUGCUGGUCAACAGGAGAGGGAGCUGGAGGUGGCAAAGGAAGACAUUUAUGAGAGGGACAGAGCAGGUAAGCUUGCUCAGAAGCCUCGUGUAACAGAGACAGAGACGUCCAGACACAGCUCGUCCAGCAACGUUACAAGCUCGGUCUUGAUCAGUGUGUUUGCUGCGUUCCUGCUGGGUAUUGGCCUGAUGGGGGCGCUGUGGUGUAUCUACUCCUGCACAGGACGAUCUGUGGUUGUGCGUGGAGAAGGUCUAACUGAGACCCCAAGUUCCUGGAACCCAGUAGCUCCACUAGAACAAACCAGCAGUGCAGUGUAG